AUGAACUGCAGCGCAAGCUCUCCCGAAGAUGUGCUGCCCAACGCCGACAAGCUCAAAGGACGUGAAAAUUGGGAUGAAUGGGCAGUCCGUGUCGGGCGCAUCCUCAAACGUCACAACCUCUUCUUCGUCACCACGAUACGGGAACCGCAUGUCAACUCCAUGAGAGGCAGAAGCGACAAGGCGAUGGCCAUGAUUCGCCAAAAUUGCGGCCCGAGCGUGCUGGCGGCCCAAGAAGGGCAGUGCUCGAAUGCCUGGGUCAUGUGGAGGAGACUCGACUAUCUCUACAGCCCUAAUCACCAAGGCACCACUCUCAAUCGUAGAAACUUUCAGGCGCGGCUGCUGCAUGAUGUUCAUGUAUUCAACACCAUGUUCAACAGGCGAUUCUGCCAGAUAUACGGAAGCUCCUACUUGGACGGCCGAGGAUCCACAUCCAUCCCCUCGGCGCGCCUUGCCUACUACGACCUUGUUUUUGACGUCUAUGACGGCUGGGUCUGCAGGCGGAAGGAGAGAGAGAAAGGGGAGAACAACGUUUCUCUGUUUGCUAUACAGGAUGAGCUGGCCGAUUAUGUGUCCGUUCUGGACUUUUCCAUAGAGAGAUGCUAUGGCAUCGUGCCCCCGGUCAACACGAUGUCUGGCUUUGAGCCGGACAGUAGAGGGAAUAAUUCGAAUUUCUCUCCGUCCGAGAGUGAUUCCAACACAGGUAAAUCGAACCAGCAACGCACAGGAUGUGUCACUUGUCUGCUUCUUGGCAUCUGCCAUGGAUACACGCCGACGUGCGUACCGAGCAACAAGUUGACUGCGCUGGAGGAGACUGUCCUCUACCUAUCCUUGCUGUGGCAGACAUGGCGACGACUGUCGUUUCCUCCAUGGCGCCUGGUACUCUAG
Molecule: messenger RNA, 885 nt
Organism: Verticillium alfalfae VaMs.102
Lineage: Eukaryota; Fungi; Ascomycota; Sordariomycetes; Glomerellales; Plectosphaerellaceae
Exons: 2
Coding region: 1-885 (294 amino acids)
Source: RefSeq, a predicted model, not a curated record